UACCACGAAGGGCCGGGGUGCUGUACUGGACUGUUGUUAUGUGAGAAAAAGAAGAAACAGGACUGAAAGGUAACGGGCGAAUCUAAGCAUACAGCAGCCUGAGGUUCCCAGAUCCUCCCCUGACACUAUGAGCCAUUUCCAGAUGCCCAAAUCCCUGGACGUGUGCAGUUGAUGUCUUGGUGGCUGGCCUGGAAAUGGCAGACAGCGUUAGGACCUUCCUCCGUGAUGUCGCGACGGGCAUUAAGGACUCCAUCCUGGGCAUCCGCACUAUCUCUAAACUGGAUGCCCGCAUCCAGCAGAAGAGGGAGGAGCAGCGGUUGAGGCGGGUCAGCGGGGCACUGGCGCAGAGACGGGCACAGAGCGAGGAACGCAAGCCGGAGAGUGAGCCCAAGUUAGCCAGUCGGAUCUUCCAGUGCUGCGCGUGGAAUGGUGGCGUGUUCUGGCUCAGUCUCUUCCUCUUUUACCGGGUGUUCAUCCCGCUGCUCCAGUCUCUCACGGAGAAAAUAAUCGGCGACCCCUCCCUGCAUGGGGACAUCUGGUCCUGGCUGGAGUUCAUCCUUAAGUCCGUGUUCAGUGCGCUGUGGGUGCUGCCCCUCUUUGUGCUCAGCAAGAUCGUCAACGCGAUUUGGUUCCAGGACAUCGCUGACAUGGCCUUUGAAGUGUCGGGGCGUAAAGUCCAACCGUUCCCAAGUGUGAGCAAGAUCAUCGCCGACAUGCUGUUCAACCUCUUGCUGGAGGCGCUCUUCCUUAUUCAGGGUGUGAUCGUCAGCCUUUUCCCCAUCGAUAUUAUCGGCCAGAUGGUCAGCCUUCUUCACAUGUCUCUGCUGUACUCCCUCUACUGCUUCGAAUACCGCUGGUUUAACAAUGGCAUCGAGAUGCACCAGCGACUGUCUAACAUCGAGAGGAACUGGCCCUAUUACUUUGGCUUUGGGAUGCCGAUGGCAUUGCUAACCGCGCUGCAGUCUUCCUACAUAAUCAGCGGAUGCCUGUUCUCCAUUCUGUUCCCCCUGUUCAUCAUCAGCGCUAAUGAGGCCAAGACUCCUGUCAAACCUUACCAUUUCCAGCUGCGCCUCUUCUCCCUGGUGGUGCUCAUUAGCAACAAGCUGUUCCACAAGACUGUGCACCUGCAGGCCACCCUAACAGCCUCUACCUCCUCGGACAGACUGCCCUCUCCUCAUGCCUCUCCUGCGAGGCAGCGCUCCCUGCCAGUUCAGUGAGCGCCACCAGGGGGAGACAGAGCAAACCACUUCACUGCACGGAGAGAGCAGGAAGAAACAUGUACAAAGUAUUCUGGCUUUCAAAGUGGAUUUCAUUUUUUUUUUUAUUUGUAUGUUAUGGGCUGGGUCAUACGAAGGGGUUUUGUUAAGUACUAUUCAAAACUCAGUACAAUAGUCAGUACUAUUCAAAUCAGGCUGAAUUAUAACGUGGGAAGUACAAUGACUGAGCUGCUUAGUCUCACACCUUUAUGUCGAACAGUUUUUAACUUACCUUUUGUUUUGUAUACGAGUUACGUGCCAUUGUUUUUCUUUAAGACGGUCACAAACCUGGUCGAACACCUUUUAGUUAGCCUUUUGCAAUUAUGUUCACUGUGUUCUGUAUUUUAAAUGAUUCUGUAAAUCACAACGUAACCAUGUAAAGAGUGAGAUAGAUUAGAUACAAUUAGUUGUAAGUAUAGGAAAUUAUUCUGUUUAAAAUCAGAAGAAACAUGCAACCUGUGAUAUGGUAAGUCAGUUGUUGCAGUAAUACUGAAUCGUGGGCUGUUUGAGAAUUAGAUAUCAGAUACGAUUUUAUGAUUUUUAUAUAUAUAUAUAUAUAUAUAUAUAUAUAUAAGGUGCUUAAUUUGUGCUUGAUAUGAGAUUACCACAAGCUGUGUCUUUUAAUGGAUGUUUGGAGAUUUGAAAGUUCAGCAGGUCUUGUGUCGUCAUUGGUUCUGCCUCCUGCCCUCUUUGUUCGACAGGUAAAGCUUCGCCGUGUUUUCAGGACGUUGUUGAUCUCGGUGGACUUACACCGCCGGAGCGUGUAACCCAGGGAAAGGGAUCCUUUUAUCUUUUUCCCUGUUGCGUUUUGGACGAUUCUUCAGUUUGUCAGCCAGGGAGCUGACAGGAAUUUGCCAGAAGACUUGGUCAGAAUAGCUGUUUUUAUAGGGAAUGUGGUUUGAUUGGCCUCUUGUAUAGGGAAAUAUUUCAAGUCUCUUUCUUCAGUUUGAGCCUUUUGUAGAUGGCUGUACACUUAUAUGUCAAGGGCUGAAACAUCUGGGAUGUGCUCAAGCAUUCAAGCAGAAACAGAAUCAGAUUAAUUUUCAGUGGCAAGGGUACAAAAUCUUCUGAUGCCCUGUGUUUUUGUUAUGGUUUGCCAUGCAAAAACAUUUUUUCCCCCAUACUGGUUACUAUAUGCUCCUUUGACUCUUUUGCUUCUGGACUUUUAUCUAAAGGAAACAUUGUCCAUCUGCACAGCUGUGUCGAUCCUCGCAGUCGUUAAGCCUGACAGGUUUUGGCAAAGCGUAGCUUGGAGGUGUACUUCAGCCAGCAUUAACAGGCCGCUUCACAGGUUUUGCCGAGCUUUAUGUUCGAGUCGACCUUCCAGCACCCCUUAAAGUGCAGAAAACCUGUGCUAUGCUACAGAUGUGGCUGGUUUAGCUGUCGUCGCAGCUACCGGAUUGACGGUGGCAUACUGACUUAUCUCUGAGUUGCAUUCCUGACGUGAAUAAUGCAGCGCUAGAGUGCACAUUCAUUUUAGACAGUCCACAAGAUGGCUGUGUCGUUUCCAUAACUGCGAAAAGCUUAAAACGGUGGUAAAUGUUACAGGAAAUGUGUGUGUGCGUGUGUUUGCGCGCGUGUCUUAUGUUCGUGUAUUACACCUGGACAUGAGGAGAUGGGGUGUCUAACUAAGGUAUUUAAUGAUUGUAAGUAGUACGUACAGUGCUAAGUUUGCGGAUUUAAUUAUUGUGAAUUUUUUGUAAAUGUGUCAUGCAUUUCAAUAAAAUUCAUCUGAAUAUUA
Messenger RNA from Paramormyrops kingsleyae, 2997 nucleotides. RefSeq names its product EI24 autophagy associated transmembrane protein (gene ei24). Gene Ontology annotation, cellular component: endoplasmic reticulum. Lineage: Eukaryota; Metazoa; Chordata; Actinopteri; Osteoglossiformes; Mormyridae. Gene Ontology annotation, biological process: macroautophagy. The record is from RefSeq and is a predicted model, not a curated record.